AAAGGCUGGCAGUGGGUGGACGCGGCGCGCGGGGACACAGAGCGGCGGUGGGGACAGGACAGCGAGCCGAGCCAGACAAAAAGUAAACUUCCUGAAGAGGACAUGUGAUUGGAAGUUGUCAUUUGUUGAAGUGUUGGCAACUCCAGGUCUCUAAAGUUUUAGAAAAACACAACGAACGGUUCUCUACCCUCUUAAGUUUCCUUCACCCUCCUGGCUGUUCUCUGGAUGAUUCAUAGUCCCUUUGCCAAAGAAAAUCUUGAUUUCAGUGUGAACCACUGAGUUCUUCAUUAUGUCUGAUGGAGAUUAUGAUUACCUCAUCAAGUUUUUAGCUUUGGGAGACUCUGGAGUAGGGAAGACCAGUGUACUUUACCAGUACACAGAUGGUAAAUUUAAUUCCAAGUUUAUCACGACAGUGGGCAUUGAUUUCAGGGAAAAGAGAGUGGUGUACAGAGCCAACGGGCCAGAUGGGGCCAUUGGCAGAGGCCAGAGAAUCCACCUGCAGUUAUGGGACACAGCAGGGCAGGAGAGGUUUCGUAGCUUGACAACAGCAUUCUUCAGAGAUGCGAUGGGUUUUCUUCUACUUUUUGAUUUGACAAAUGAGCAAAGUUUCCUCAAUGUCAGGAACUGGAUAAGCCAGCUACAAAUGCAUGCAUAUUGUGAAAACCCAGAUAUAGUGUUAUGUGGAAAUAAGAGUGAUCUGGAAGACCAGAGAGUAGUAAAAGAGGAGGAAGCCAGAGGACUUGCAGAGAAAUAUGGAAUCCCCUACUUUGAAACUAGUGCUGCCAAUGGGACAAACAUAAGCCAAGCAAUUGAGAUGCUCCUGGACCUGAUAAUGAAGCGAAUGGAACGGUGUGUGGACAAAUCCUGGAUUCCUGAAGGAGUGGUGCGGUCUAAUGGUCACACCUCUACAGAUCAGUUAAGUGAAGAAAAGGAGAAGGGGGCAUGUGGCUGUUGAAAGUCAAGUGAGUGACACAGUAUUUCAGGUGGCCCAUGUCUGUGAUCUUCUCUAUGGUUGAUACGUGGCACAGUGAGAGAUCAACAGGCAUUGUGUAUAGACUGCUGCUUACCAUCCCUGUUAGGCCUGUAAAUAAAGCAUCCAGUUUUACAAUUAAUUUGUUGUAGCUUUGUAAAUAUGUCUUUAAGAUUCAGCCCGAGAAUUAAGAGAAAUAUUUCACAGAGCCAAAAGUGCCUUAUAAAACCUUAUCACAUGGCAGUAGAUAAUUUAAGGAUUCCAGAUUUUGCAGCCAGAGAAGAGUAUAUUUAUUACAUAGAAUGACUGAGGAUACUGUCACCCGCCUUAAUGGAGAUAGGCCCAGAGUCUCACUUUUAAGAUCUUAGAUGCAAAUAUAAAACUAUCACAGUCUUGAAUCCAAAUUUAAAAACUUGUGCCAUAGGUGACCUUCUAAAAUGCUAUCAAAAUCCCUUGAAUGUUAAAAAAGAAUAUACACACACAUCAGUUCAAUGUCUUUGAGUGCUAAUUUUAUGUACACAUUCCUUUUAAUAUGAAAAUAGGACAAAUUACUGCUGUAGCUACAGACCUUGGAUAGACUGGAUUGACCAAUUGUAUACUCACUGUUUUGUUGGUGGGAAAGGAAGGUGUGAGGACAGGGGUGGCUUAGUGUAAUAUGGGCAACUGAAGUAGGGCUUUUGGCUUUCCACUGUAUUUCCAUUGCUCUGAAGGGUUGAUUGAUGGGUCAAGGAUUUUAUGUCUUUAGUUCACAGUGAUCUGUGCAUUCGUACUUGACCUAUGUGUUGGCUGCAUCUGAACAUAGCCAAUGUUUAUGCUGAAGUUAUUUGUGACUGGUGAAUAUUUAGCUUCUUUUUUCUUCAUAUUUAUAAAGGUGGUAUGGCAUUUUCAGGCUGCAGUUUCACUUGGCUUAUAAACUACUAAUCUUUUGUCUUCACCAUCAGGCUUUGUAUCAUUGAGAUCUGUACCUUGUAUUAUUUUUUCAUUGGUAGAAUUGAAGGAAUUGGUUUUUAAUUACAUAAAAUAUCUGUUUGCUAUUUGGUGGAAGCUAGAUGUUUAUAUUCAAGUGGUCACAUUUGUACUCUAGUUCAAUAUGAGAAAAUUGAAGUGUUCUCUAGCCUGUAUUUUUCAUUGAGAUCAUGGACAUCUACUGUACUUGCUGGUUCUUGCCAAGAUUAUGCAUUCUGCUGUGUUGCCAAAGUGUCUUUAUACCAAAUUAAAGGUGGUUUUAAAGUAUGCUCCAUGGAAGUUGUUUAUAAAGUUCAAAGAUCAUUUAGGGGAAAAUUCUUAUUUAUUAAAGUGGCUUAAAUUUUCCAAAGAGUUUAAUGGCUAUUUAGGAAGAAAUACUACUCAUUAUAAUUUAAAUCAAGAAUAAAAAUAAAUGUAUUUUGUGGCAGCAAAUGUUUGACAGAACUAUAAUUAUAAAAAUAUGAGUAUGAUGGAAAAUAAUUACUUUUCUAUGAUAAUUUCUAAACAGCUUUUUUAUUGAGCGCUUGUCAUGCUUUUUGCCACUGCCCUUCUAAGACUCCCAUAACAAACUUAGUGAUAGUUACUAAGAUUUUAUGUAUUUCUAUCCUUGAAAUGAGGGCAUCUUUUAAAUACCAAAGAAGUCAUUGAAGCCUAUGCAUUUGAAUUGUAUAUUCCAGUGAGGAAAAAAGAUUCAAAUGUUUCAAGGCUGGGUCAUAGUCAUACAUCAGUGCCUUCCAACUUUGCCAUAAGACUUUAGUGGAAUACAUUAUAAUUUUACAGCUACAUAUCAGGGCACAUUUUAUAUGGCAUAUUUUUGUAGUUAAAAAUAAAUAAGACAGUUUUGCAUGUUUCAGUUUUUAAGAACCAAGUAAGUAAUUAGCUACAGAUUCCAUUGGCCUUAAACAUACAAUUAAAUGUAUACAUGAUUCAGUACAUACAGAAGAACCACCUUUAAUUAUUGAAAUAAA
Messenger RNA from Cynocephalus volans (Philippine flying lemur), 2904 nucleotides. It is a transcript of the gene RAB27A, whose product is annotated as RAB27A, member RAS oncogene family. The record is from RefSeq and is a predicted model, not a curated record. Gene Ontology annotation, molecular function: GTP binding; GTPase activity. Gene Ontology annotation, cellular component: melanosome; Golgi apparatus; secretory granule. The coding region runs from base 290 to 955 and encodes 221 amino acids. Gene Ontology annotation, biological process: exocytosis; positive regulation of exocytosis. Lineage: Eukaryota; Metazoa; Chordata; Mammalia; Dermoptera; Cynocephalidae. The transcript is spliced from 8 exons.